Molecule: messenger RNA, 1917 nt
Organism: Penicillium expansum
Lineage: Eukaryota; Fungi; Ascomycota; Eurotiomycetes; Eurotiales; Aspergillaceae
Exons: 1
Coding region: 1-1917 (638 amino acids)
Biological process (GO): DNA-templated transcription; regulation of transcription by RNA polymerase II
Cellular component (GO): chromatin
Molecular function (GO): RNA polymerase II cis-regulatory region sequence-specific DNA binding; zinc ion binding; DNA-binding transcription factor activity, RNA polymerase II-specific
Source: RefSeq, a predicted model, not a curated record
AUGAAGAGAAAACAUCCAGAGCAUGAGCAACACCGAGUGACAAAGAGGACACAGCGCCAACCAGCACCCAGAGAAGAUAGACUGAAUUCUUCGGUAUCGCCGACAGCGGUCUCGCCUACAGGAAGCAAUGAUGGUUUACCUUCGCCCGGAUCCGUGCAUUCCAGCCCAGGAGAGGAAACGAGAUUCGAUAGUGAUGCGGUCUGGCGCCCAGUGAUGCGGUAUCAGCAGCAGCAGUUUGACCGUGGCCACCCCACGGAAACCCAAAAUAUUGCUACGCCAAGGACCGGGAUAGCCAAGACACAACCAACAAGAGACCUGUUACAACACCAAUCGGCGACGAGCGACUCUGCUCUCAUCGAUCAGAUUGUCCAGGAUGCCACAGAUCUGGAGCGGAGCCUACUAUUAGGUACAUCCUUUUUGAAGCCCACCAAUCACCUUGAAAAUCAACUACAUCCGAUGGCCACUUCACAAGCCGAGACGCUCAAUACAAGUCUAACCGAGUACAAUUUCAACCACCCGAUUUUAGAUAGGUUGUCACCAAAUGACAUACCUCAACUCCAAGACGAUUGGGCCCCGACUGCUGUACAAAUCUCGCGAGGCUGUAAUCUAUUUUUCGCCUCAGUCUCUCAUUUCCUCCCCUUUCUCCAUUCCUCGACUUUUGAUCCGACACAAGUUCCCCCGCAUUUGGUCCUCAGUAUGCUUUGCCUCGCCUAUCAAUAUGGCGAGGACCCAGAAUGCGGGGACCAAGAAGGCUCAGGCGAAAGCUUUUCUAUACGUUGCUUUCAUAAAGCUCGAGCUCUCCUUGCUUCUGAUGAAGACAGGCCCGACGCUUCAACAAUGAUCACCACACUGGUCCAAUCAUACCUGCUCCUUGAAAUCUGUGCCAUGAUGUACCUCUGUGGCGACAACUCAUCAUGCGGCCUCAAGAUGCAUUCGCAUAUAAUCUCCCUAGCUCGCGCUGGAAGAAUGACACAGCCAAUGACUAUUGAGACUGGUGCGACCGCAGAUUUGGAGUCUUUAUGGCGGGAAUUCGUUAAAGCCGAGUCGCACAAACGGACCCUCUUCGCAGUGCAUCAGAUCGACGCGCUUUGGUACCAAUUUCUCUCCAUUCCUCGCUCAAUCUCACACCUGGAAAUCAAGCAUGACAUGCCUUGUCCAGAAGACCAAUGGUCAUCAUCCUCUGCUGCUGAAUGGGCUCAUCGACAACUUGUUGCAAGAAAUUCCGGCCCCUCGGUCACAUACACCGAUGCUGUUCGACGCUUCCUUUCUUCUGAUGACGAUGUCGCCUCAAUUUCACCAUUUGAUCCAUACGGUGCCAUCAAUGUUGCGCAAUUUCUGAUCUCUAGCGCCCGUGAAAUCUCAGGCUGGUCCACGAUGACGGGAAUGCUCAGUAUGGAACGGUUCGGUGCAUUAAGAUCAUCCCUUGUCGCCCUUAACCCGUUCAUAUGCCCCGGAAAUCACAUAGCACAAAUGAAACAGACGACUUCAUGUGCUGCAACUUGGGAGACUGCCAUGAUUGAGCUGCAGAUGUGGUCACCAUCCCAUACCGGCGGCAUUGUAGAAGGAAGCAUAGAUGCCGUUCUCAGUCAGUCAACAUACUUGGGACCGUCACAGUUCCUGUGCGAUGCCAACACAGCCAAAGCUAUACAACCGCAUGUCAACUGGUUCCUACGAUAUCUCGAUAGAACACUCAUAAUGGACACUGAAGCGCCAUGGGUUACUUUGUAUGCGUAUAAAGCCUUUUUGAUUGCCUGGCAGUUAAUACAUGCCGGCCUACCUGGUUCAAUGGAUGCCGUGGGUGUCCAUGAUGGUGAUAUGGAGGGAGCUCUGAUGUGGGCGAGGAAGGUCUUUCAGCGAAGACAGAAAUGGCAGAUUGGGAAACUCAUCUUGUCAUGUUUGGAUGAGUUAGACAAAUGA